Messenger RNA from Oppia nitens, 730 nucleotides. RefSeq names its product ras-related protein ced-10-like. The transcript has 5 exons. The record is from RefSeq and is a predicted model, not a curated record. Lineage: Eukaryota; Metazoa; Arthropoda; Arachnida; Sarcoptiformes; Oppiidae. Gene Ontology annotation, molecular function: GTP binding; GTPase activity. Bases 7 to 723 code for a protein of 238 amino acids. Gene Ontology annotation, biological process: small GTPase-mediated signal transduction.
AAAAAAAUGACAACUAAUUCGCCAAAUUCAGGACCAAUUCGUUCAAUUAAAGUGGUUGUUGUCGGCGAUGGAACAGUAGGCAAAACAUGUCUAUUGAUAAGCUAUACGAGCGGAAAGUUUCCGACCGGAGAAUACAUACCAACAGUAUUUGAAAACUAUGCGGAAAGUCUAGUUUGCGACGGCGUUACCGUUAACCUAACCCUCUGGGAUACGGCCGGUCAGGAGGACUAUGAACGACUUAGACCGCUAUCCUAUCCCGGGGCCGAUAUAUUUUUGUUAUGUUUUUGUGUGGAUAACAUACACUCCUAUCAGAAUAUGCUAUCCAAAUGGCAGCCAGAGAUCAAACAUCAUUGUCCGAAAACACCGUACAUACUGGUCGGUACCAAAACAGAUCUCCGAUAUUCAAAUCUAUUGAAUAAUAGUCACAUCGAUCUGACACAACAACAACCAGCACAGGACACCACCACCACCAGUAACACUACCAGUGCUAGCAAUGGUAGUGGCGGUAAUGUUAGUGGUGAUGUUGACGGAUCUGCUACCGGUCCCGGUAGCAAACGCUACAUUACCAAAGCUAUGGGCAAAAAGUUGGCCAAAAAAAUCAAUGCCUCCAAAUAUAUUGAAUGUUCGGCAAUGACAAUGUCGGGUGUGACCGAAGUAUUUCAAGAGGCAGUUCGUAUAGUUUUAAACCCGUCAAACACCCAUAAGCACUGUCUUAUCGUCUAAAAUAUAU